Molecule: messenger RNA, 1759 nt
Organism: Vespa velutina
Lineage: Eukaryota; Metazoa; Arthropoda; Insecta; Hymenoptera; Vespidae
Product: COX assembly mitochondrial protein homolog
Exons: 3
Coding region: 1235-1585 (116 amino acids)
Cellular component (GO): mitochondrion
Source: RefSeq, a predicted model, not a curated record
CUAAUGCUAUAAUAAUGACGGUUUAACCCAUGUAUUAAGGCUUGGACAGAAGGUUUCUGUAGAUGACCUAAAUUUGAUGUAGUUUGACGAGGUUCUUGUCCUAGAACCUAUAAAGAUAUAAAAAUUAUAUAAAAUUUAUAUACAAAUUUUAUUAUUCUUGAGAUACUUACCAUCAUAUUAGGAUUGAUUAAUCUAAAUGCAUCAAUAACAACUUUUCCUUUUACUGAUUGAAUAGGAUCAAUGACAACAGCAACAGCUCUUUCGCUAAGUGCUUCAAAUGACUGUUGUGUAUUGAUAUCUACUCCAGAUAACCAGCAACCAAAUCCUGGGUGAGAAUGGUACCAACCUACGACCAUUUCUGGUCUACCAGUUUGUUUAAGCAUAUCCAACAUUUUAGCUUGAAACACUGGAUCAACCGCUUCUACACUGACUCCCUAAAUAUUGAAAAAAUAUUUUUUAAUACUUAACUAAAUCUACUGUUAAAAAUAAAUAUACAUUAAUUAUUACCGUUCCCGUUUGUGGCAUGGCAAAAACAUCGAUUACACGCACAGUAUAAUCGUCUACAAAUUCGCCUAACAUCAAACCCAUAACUUCCAUAGGUACUCCAGCUCGGCCAUGUUUUAGCAUUUUUAAAAGUGCCAGUGAUGAAAUGUACACCUUGAAAUAUAUGAUAAAUUAUAGGAUAAUAAUGAAUUACAAAUUACAAAGUGAAUUACAAUAAAAUGUAAAUAGAAUACUUGUUCUGCAGUAUCAACGACAGGUGCAUCUGAUGGUGGAGGUCCUUGAUUCAAUGGAGCUGGUAAACCACCACCCAGUCGUAGAAGUCUAUCCAUUUUUUCUUUAUCUUAAACAUUUAAAUUAAAUAAAAAAAGCUUGUAUAAGUACAUAAGAAAUAUUUCUUAAAUUGUAAGCUAGAUUGAUACAGUAUAAUAGAGGUUAACUAAUAAUUUGGUUGUAUAAAUUUUUCAUUCUAUAUAUAUAUAUUAUAUUUUAGCGUAUUACAUACCAAAUAAUUCAAAUCCACGUUAAUAAAUAAUUGAUGUAUAGUUUUAUAUUCAACUGCACAAAAGAAAAUAUAAUCCAAUCAUUUCUUAUAAACUGACAACUCUCAAAUGUGCACACUCACCAGCGCGGCGUAUUGAAUACUUAGAAUGGCGGAACUGGAAGGAACUAUUUUAAAACUUUACUCAUAUUUAGCGAAUCUGAGAACAUUUAAAUAAUCGAAACUAGAAAGAUGUCUGGAAUCCUUCCACGGAAGUAUGGAACAGGACCGUAUGGAAUAGGUGAUCCUGAUGAUAAUACUUUAAGGAAGGUUGAAAUAGAUGUACUCAUACCACAAAUAAUACGAGAUAGAACAAAAAAAGAGAAAUGUUUGGCACAAGUUGAAGAAUUCACAAAAUGUUGUAAAGAAAAUAAUUUAAUGAUGAUAUUCAAAUGUAGACAAGAAAAUAAUAAAUUAAAAGAAUGCUUAGAAAAAUGGUUUUAUGAUAAAGAUUUUCAGAAGGAAUGUAAGGAAAUAUACCUUCAAGAAAGAACUGAAUUUAGAAAAACAAAUAUAUCAAAAAAAUCAGAAAAUAUAACUUAAUAUAACUUAAGCAAAUAUUUUUUUAGUAAUUCUUCGAGACUAAAUAAUAUUGAAUUAUUUGUAAUUAUAUAGAAAUAAAAUUUAAAAUAAAAAAUAUUUAUGUGUAAUUAUAAACUGGUACUUAUUACAGUCAAUACAUUAACUUACUUAAAGAUUUUUUAUAACUUAAUAAAG